UAACACAUUUUCCGGAUCAAAUACUGCCGCUGGAAUGAGAGGUUCUACAUUCUUGACCAUCGUGCUGGCAUUGCUACUGUCUACAUGUCGAGCUGAGUCCGAUGAAAGUGAGGAAGUUACGCUGGACUCAAAUCCAGCGACAAUUCUCUACACUGCGAAGCCUUCAACGACGCCAAAAACGAAUGUUUCUUAUGACGAAUCACCAACAACCGAGUUGACAACAAUCGAAUCAACCAAAGAAGCAACAAACGAGACAUCAAAUUAUUCAACAACCGAAUCCAUCGAACCACCAACGACUGAAUCAACCAACUCAUCGACCACCGAAGCACCGCGAGUUUGCAGUCCCAUCCAGGUCCUGUACCAGAAAAUCCAGGACGAGCUGGAAAAAAUCGUCACGGAAAUCAGCAAGUUCCAGCAGGAAGCCAUGUCGAAAAUUUCCGCAAAUGAGCAGCAACAUCUUCUGUUGCAGCAGGUUCCUGCGUCAGCACCUGCAGCGGGAGCGGUACCCGCUCGAAUGAACCUGAUUCAGCUGUGGAACAUGGUUCAGCAACUGCAGCAAAGCCAGCAACUUUCGGCCAGCCAACAACUGCUGCAGCAAGCAGCGACGAUUAGUCCACCAGUUACGCAAGGUUCCACUAGCAGGUAGUGUUGUGUGGUUGUUGCUAGGAAAAUAA
Culex pipiens pallens (northern house mosquito) is the source of this 674-nucleotide messenger RNA. RefSeq lists its product as uncharacterized. The transcript has 2 exons. The record is from RefSeq and is a predicted model, not a curated record. Bases 35 to 646 code for a protein of 203 amino acids. NCBI's taxonomy places the organism in Eukaryota, Metazoa, Arthropoda, Insecta, Diptera, Culicidae.